Messenger RNA from Scaptodrosophila lebanonensis, 711 nucleotides. It is a transcript of the gene RpL15, whose product is annotated as 60S ribosomal protein L15. The transcript has 2 exons. The coding region runs from base 19 to 633 and encodes 204 amino acids. Gene Ontology annotation, cellular component: ribosome; cytosolic large ribosomal subunit. Lineage: Eukaryota; Metazoa; Arthropoda; Insecta; Diptera; Drosophilidae. The record is from RefSeq and is a predicted model, not a curated record. Gene Ontology annotation, biological process: cytoplasmic translation. Gene Ontology annotation, molecular function: RNA binding; structural constituent of ribosome.
GUCUAUCAAACCUCCGAAAUGGGUGCGUACCGGUAUAUGCAGGAACUCUAUAGGAAGAAGCAGAGUGAUGUUAUGCGCUAUCUGCUUCGAAUCCGUGUUUGGCAAUAUCGCCAAUUAACGAAGCUGCAUAGGUCGCCUAGACCAACCCGCCCGGAUAAAGCUCGUCGAUUGGGAUAUCGCGCCAAGCAAGGCUUCGUAAUUUAUAGAAUUCGUGUCCGUCGUGGAGGCCGUAAACGCCCUGUGCCUAAGGGUUGUACGUAUGGCAAGCCAAAAAGUCAUGGUGUCAAUCAACUAAAGCCAUACCGUGGAUUGCAGUCUAUUGCAGAAGAGCGUGUCGGUCGUCGCCUUGGUGGUCUGCGUGUUCUUAACUCAUAUUGGGUUGCUCAAGAUGCUUCAUAUAAAUACUUUGAAGUUAUCUUAGUUGAUACUCACCAUAACGCUAUCCGACGCGAUGCCAAAAUUAACUGGAUAUGUAAGCAUGUACACAAACAUCGCGAGCUUCGUGGUCUUACCUCUGCCGGCAAGAGCUCCCGUGGCAUUGGCAAAGGAUACAGAUACUCGCAGACAAUUGGUGGCUCUAGACGUGCCGCCUGGAAACGCAAGAAUCGUGAACAUAUGCAUAGAAAGCGUUAAAUGUAUACUCUUGUAACAUUUUGACAAUUGCUUAUGUAUACAUAAAUAUGAAAUAAAACAUAUUAUAUGUAAAUUGUA